CGGCUGUGCCGUGCCUUUUUCCUCUUCUCGCCCAAGAGAGACCGACGCCAUGGCACAGGAGAACCCCAUGAAGGAGCUGAAGCUCGAGAAGCUCUGCCUCAACAUCUGCGUUGGUGAGUCUGGUGACAGGCUUACCCGCGCUGCCAAGGUGCUUGAGCAGCUCACCGGCCAGCAGCCCGUCUUCCGCAAGGCCCGCUACACCGUGCGUACCUUCGGCAUCCGCCGUAACGAGAAGAUCGCCGUCUGCUGCACCGUCCGUGGCCCCAAGGCCCUCGAGAUUCUCGAGCGCGGCCUCAAGGUCAAGGAGUACGAGCUGUACAAGGAGAGCUUCAGCACAAGCGGCAACUUCGGCUUUGGCAUCAACGAACACAUUGAUCUUGGCAUCAAGUACGAUCCAUCCAUCGGCAUCUACGGUCUGGAUUUCUACGUUGUCAUGGGCCGCAAGGGCUUCCGCGUCGCUCGUCGCAAGCGCAAGCAGGCACGCGUUGGUGCUCCCCACCGUAACUCCCGCGAUGAGACCAUGAAGUGGUUCCAGCAGAAGUACGACGGUGUGCUGAACACGGGCAAGCCCAAGAACGUGUCCCGCAACCGCCCCCACAAGAAGAAGAGGAGGUAAACGAUAACCACAAGUCAAGCCCACGCCCUCUGCUGCCCAGUCUCCGGCUGCGCGUUUGUGUGUCGACGUUUGUCUUUUCCUUCCAGUUGGUGUCACCAUCGCUUCGCUUCUGGGUGGCGGCGGUUUGAUUGUUGUGUUCAUUAAAUGCACAACAUCCUCA
Messenger RNA from Salpingoeca rosetta, 776 nucleotides. RefSeq names its product 60S ribosomal protein L11. Gene Ontology annotation, biological process: translation. Gene Ontology annotation, molecular function: RNA binding; structural constituent of ribosome. The record is from RefSeq and is a predicted model, not a curated record. The transcript is spliced from 4 exons. Bases 50 to 616 code for a protein of 188 amino acids. Gene Ontology annotation, cellular component: ribosome; cytosolic large ribosomal subunit. NCBI's taxonomy places the organism in Eukaryota, Choanoflagellata, Craspedida, Salpingoecidae.